AUGACUGGAAUUUUCACCACAAAAAAAACAAUAGGUCGCGGGGUUUAUUCUUGCAACACCUGCAACAAGUCAUUCAAGGACCCGAACCCACUGAAAAUCCACCUCAUGCUGGACUGCGAAACCCAAUCAGCGUCUGAUUUCUGGGCCCGUCUGUUCAAGCCCUCGUCGUCGGGUUCUACUUCCGCCAUCAAAACCAGCAAUGGGUCGUCGAGAUCUGCAGCAGAAAACCUGGCGAAAUUGGGCACGUCGUCUGCCAAUAACGGACAAACUCUGCCGGAAUUCUUCAAGCCGGUCAAAUUCCCCCCAAAUAAUCGGGGUCCCAUCGACUUCCAUCAGUCGUCCAUUCCUGUCACUUCAGUAAUCUACUCCAGGAAAUUGAAUUGGGUUAGGGACGUCGUCGACGUCGACGACGACGUCGUCACCCGGUUAACACGCCUAAAGGACGUGAAAAGGGUGGGCCUUAGGGCAAGGGACGGGUGCGAAGUCGCGAAGAUCCGGAACCUUCCAAGGGACGGCUAUACCCAGGGUUGCCAGCAUCACCUGCGUUCCACCGGCCACCUCAGACCCCCGUGGAAAUGUCCUUGCCAACAAAGGGAAAGGUGGUCAUUUGUAGGACCAGGAACCAGUUCAGUACUGCAGCCUUCACCCCCUCAACCAUCAACACCAGGGGCUCACAUGUCUAAUGCUGACCUAGAGACAAUGGUCUCCAACAUUGGUAGAGGGAAAGGUGGUCAUUUGUGCCUUUACUGUGGGAAAAUAUACUCAAGGAAGUAUGGAUUGAAGAUCCACAUAAGGACUCAUACUGGGUACAAACCAUUGAGGUGCAAGGUUUGCCUGAGGCCAUUUGGAGACCCCAGCAAUCUGAACAAGCACAUCAGGCUUCAUGCCCAAGGAGACACUCCUUACAGGACUCAUACUGGGUACAAACCAUUGAGGUGCAAGGUUUGCCUGAGGCCAUUUGGAGACCCCAGCAAUCUGAACAAGCACAUCAGGCUUCAUGCCCAAGGAGACACUCCUUACAGAUGCGACCUCUGCGGCAAGAUCCUCGUGAGACGACGCGACUUGGAACGACAUCUACUCUCCCGUCACCCAGACCAAGCGCCCACAUCUUCCGGGCUGUCCGCAGAGAACGCUCGACGGCAAGAGCCCGACACCAGCGGUUGCCAAUCGCGCGACGCCGACGACGACCAAGACCUCGACGUCGGAACUGAAAGAAGACCCAUGACCUCAACCAGCUCAUUCCGGGUCAUGGACUUGUCCUCUUCGCAGCGGCGAAGAACGUCGGAUUCGUCAGAUGAUUUCGCGCCGUCAUCUUCCACAGCGGCUUGUGAAGACAUAGACAAACUUUUCCCAUUGCCCGAGCCGUUCCUUGCGUUCUUCCUCCGUUUCCUCUAUCCUAUAUUUCGUUUUACCGUCCCACAACUCGGCGAUGAGGCGCCGGUCGCCGAAGAGUCGCCGGUUCAUGAUUUGCACGCACAAGUCGGAAUUCUCGAAUUCCUUGAACACUACUUCCGCCACGCCGUCGGGAUGCCGAUCGUGAAGCACCACCUUUUUCGCGCCGCCGAAUUUUUCGCACUCGCUCUUCAAUUGCGUCUGCACGUCUAA
Notodromas monacha is the source of this 1605-nucleotide messenger RNA. Lineage: Eukaryota; Metazoa; Arthropoda; Ostracoda; Podocopida; Cyprididae. The record is from the annotation of a GenBank genome assembly.